GCAGAUGCACUCGCAGCACAACGACCCUGCCUGCCUGUCGUUUCUUUCUCUGCUGGGUUUUCUUUUCAGUCCAUCCCUCCAUUCAUUUUCUUCUCUCCUGGCCCGGCGAUUUGUCUGAAGGCCGAGUCGGAGGCUGUUUUCUGUCAGACUGGUGUGUCAUCCAACCGUCUCUUGGCCAUUGACGCCUCCUGAUGCCGCCGGUUGGCUAGGAUAUUUCUGUGAACGACCAGGAGGACAUCCCGCCUGCCAGGGGACAGGGAGGUUGUUACUGGGAAGGCCUAGUGGUGGCUGACCGAAGGGAGGAUUGGGAGGAGGACGGUGGAGAGAGAAUCCUCACUGAACCCCAUCCCCAGUGGUACCCCAGAAUAACCCCCGCCCCUUCCUUCAGUUUUACCACACUUCUCAUUGCAACAGAAAGACCAUCGGAAAGGCAGCAUGUCAUCUCAGACAACAAGGAGGAACACAUACACAAGGACCACCAGCAGUGGCAGCAGCAGGAUGAGUUCCGACGGGGGCAGCCGGCCGGCCAAGGUGGGUUCCCUGGUGGAGGUGAUCGGGAAGGGGCACCGCGGCACCGUGGCGUACAUUGGCGCCACGCUGUUUGCCACAGGCAAGUGGGUUGGGGUGAUCCUAGACGAGGCCAAGGGGAAGAACGACGGCACGGUCCAGGGCAAGAGAUACUUCACCUGCCAAGAGAACCACGGCAUCUUCGUGCGGCAGUCACAGAUUCAGGUGGUCGAUGAUGGAGCAGACACCACCUCACCUGACACCCCUGAGCCGGCCUCCAACCGGGUUCCCAAGCGAGAGAUCCUGGAGACGCCCAAAUCCACUAAACUGCAACGAGGACCAAAGCCCAAAAAGGUGGUGCAUGCUUCUCGAACCUCGACUCCUGCUCCCCGGAAGACCACUACCAGGAGGCCCAAGCCCAGUCGUCCUGCGGGCACCGGGGCCUCCAAGGCAGGGCCCUCUGGGUCAGCAUCAGCCUCGGCUGGAGAAAUAAGCAGCAGCGAGCUCUCCACCCCAGCCCAGACCCCGCUGGGGGCCCCUAUCAUCCCCUCACCUGGAGGGCUCCUCUCCCCUAAUGCAGCUCCUCCCCCGCUCCCGAGCAAGGAGGAGGAGUCCCUCCGAGCCCAGGUGAAGGAUCUAGAGGAGAAGUUAGAGACUCUCAAGAUAAAGAGAGCCGAGGACAAGGCCAAGCUGAAAGAGCUGGAAAAACACAAAAUCCAACUGGAGCAGCUGCAGGAGUGGAAAAACAAGAUGCAGGAACAGCAGAAUGAGCUCACUAAACAACUCAAAGAGGCCAAGAAGGAGGCAAAGGAAGCCCAGGAGGCCAAGGAACACUACAUGGAGGAGAUGGCAGACACGGCAGAUGCUAUAGAGAUGGCCACACUGGACAAGGAGAUGGCUGAGGAGCGUGCUGAGUCUCUGCAACAGGAAGUUGAGUCACUGAAGGAGAGACAAGAGGAGCUCACCAUGGACCUGGAGAUCCUGAAACAUGAAAUAGAAGAGAAAGGUUCAGAUGGAGCUGCCUCCAGUUACCACGUUAGGCAGUUGGAGGAGCAGAACAGCAGGUUGAAGGAAGCUCUAGUCAGGAUGCGUGACCUGUCUGCAUCAGAGAAGCAGGAACAUGUGAAGCUGCAGAAGCAGUCAGAGAAAAAGAGCACAGAGCUGGACAUCCUGAGAGCUCAGAAGGAGAAACUACAGGAGGAGAUGAAACUAGCAGAGAGGACAAUCGAUGAGCUCAAAGAACAGGUGGAUGCUGCUCUGGGCGCUGAGGAAAUGGUGGAGACUCUGACAGAGAGGAAUCUGGAUCUGGAGGAGAAAGUCAGAGAGCUGCGAGAGACUGUCAUUGACCUGGAAGCCAUCAAUGAGAUGAAUGAUGAGCUACAGGAGAACGCCAGAGAGACGGAGCUUGAGCUGAGAGAGAUGCUGGAUCUGGGCGGAGCGAGGGUCAGGGAAGCGGAGAAACGCGUGGAGGCCGCUCAGGAGACCGUAGCUGACUACCAGCAGACCAUUAAGAAGUACCGCGAGUUGACUGCUCACCUGACUGAGGUGAACCGAGAGCUGACCAGCCAGCAAGAAGCCACUGCAGAGCAGCUGCAACAACCUCCUGCCGAGAUGUUUGACUUCAAGAUCAAGUUUGCUGAGACUAAGGCUUACGCCAAGGCCAUUGAGAUGGAGCUGAGGAAGAUGGAGGUCAGCCAGGCCAACAGACAGGUGUCUCUCCUGACUUCCUUCAUGCCAGACUCGUUCCUGCGUCACGGAGGAGACCACGACUGUAUCCUGGUGCUGCUUCUCAUCCCAAGACUCAUCUGCAAGGCAGAGCUGAUCAGUAAACAGGCCCAGGAGAAGUUUGAUCUGAAUGACAGCUGUGUGGAAAGGAGUGGGGUGAGAGGAGCGCUGGGUGAACAGCUGAGCUUCGCUGCAGGACUGGUCUACUCUCUCAGCCUGCUACAAGCUACACUACAUAAAUAUGAACAAUCCCUGAACCAGUGCAGCGUGGAAGUGUAUAAAAAGAUUGGAACGCUGUACCCAGAGAUGAGUGUUCACGAGCGCUCCCUGGACUUCCUGAUUGACCUGCUGCACCGGGACCAGCUGGAUGAGACCGUUCAUGUGGAGCCACUCACCAAGGCCAUUAAAUACUACCAGCACCUGUACAGCAUCCACCUGGCGGAGCAAACAGAAGACUGUACAGUGCAGCUAGCCGACCACAUCAAGUUUACCCAGAGUGCAUUGGACUGUAUGUCAGUAGAGGUGGGUCGUCUGCGUGCUUUCCUCCACACGGGUCAGGAGAAAGCUGACUUGGCCGUGCUGCUGAAGGACCUAGAGACUUCAUGUUCGGACAUCCGACAGUUCUGUAAGAAGAUCCGCCGUCGAAUGCCUGGCACUGACGUACCGGGGAUACCUGCAGCACUCACCUUCCCACAGCAGGUGUCAGACACUCUGCUGGACUGCAGGAAGCACCUUACCUGGCUGGUGGCAGUACUGCAGGAGGUGGCGGCGGCAGGGGCGCAGAUGGUCGCCCCUCUAGGGGAACAGGAGGGUCUCAGUGCCCUAAAACUGGAGGAUGUGGCCUUCAAGGCCGGAGAACAGAUCUACGGAAACCCGGGUUCUAACCCUUACGAGUGCCUGCGCCAGUCCUGCUGCAUCGUCAUUGCAACCAUGAACAAGAUGGCCACCGCCAUGCAGGAGGGGGAGUACGACGCGGAGAGACCCCAGAUAACGACCCCUCCUCCAGUGGAGCUCCGUGCAGCUGCCCUCAGGGCAGAGAUUAGCGACGCAGAGGGCCUGGGGAUGAAGAUCGAGGACAGGGAGACAGUUAUUAAGGAGCUCAAGAAGUCUCUCAAGAUUAAGGGCGAAGAGCUGAGUGAGGCGAGCGUGCGUCUCAGUCUUCUGGAGAAGAAACUGGACAGUUCGUCUAAAGACGCAGAUGAACGUGUGGAGAAGAUCCAGACCAGACUGGAUGAGACACAAACUCUGCUCAAGAAGAAAGAGAAGGAGUUUGAGGAAACCAUGGAUGCGCUGCAGGCUGAUAUUGACCAAUUGGAGUCAGAGAAGGCAGAGCUGAAGCAGCGUCUGAACAGCCAGUCAAAGGUGACCAUCGACGGGCUGCGAGGGGCGCCAUCAUCGGGCAUCGCGUCCACGGUCACAGGGAUGACAGGAGACGAGCAGAAAGCCACUAUAAGCAGUCUUGGUUCAGGGUCAGGCGUCCAGGUCAUCGAUUCUCCUCUGCUGAAGCAGCAGAUUGAAGCUCAGAGACUCAGCAUCAAACACCUGAAAAACGAAAACAACAGGCUGAAGGCUGAGAAGAUGCGUGCCCAGCUAGCUUCUCUGCCCCCCCUCCACGUCCCUAAACUCCCCACCAGAGAUGGCUCUCAGCCGGAGGUGCUCUCUAGCGCCCUCUACCGGAAGACUGACCAGUUGCUGGACACACUGCUGCAGAUGAGUGCCAACGUCAAGGUGGUGGACAUCACUGGCAAGUCCCCAGUGACUCCUAGUGCCCAGCUGUUAGAGCAGACAGCCAGACUCCAGUCUCUUAGCGACACUCUGGAGAGAUUAAAGGAUGAGGUGUCAGAACACGUGGUGACACAGAGACCAGGAGCUAGAGCCUCAUCUGACUUUGCCACGUUCCCCUGUACCUCUUUUGUCAAGGCCAAGGAGGAGAAGAGAGGAGACACAGUGCUGGUGGGAAAGGUGAUGAUGCCAUGUUCUCGUGGUCAGGAGCAGGUCCACCGCCUUGUCCUAUCACAGCCUCAGCUCCACAGAGUGCAUCGCCUCCUGCUUACCUAGGCUCCACCAAUAACACACGCUGCUUACCUAGGCUCCUCCCAUAAGCCCCUCCCCUUUGCUCCUCCCUGUCUGUGUGCAGGGAUUCUACGACAACAAGCGGGAUAUUAUUGUAAAACCAUGGCUGUGUUCGUAUGCACUGCUUGACCUGAGACAGGAGACUAAUAUCAGAUUUGCGCCUUCAUAUCUAUAUUGCUGUAGUUCUGAACUUCCUGUUUCCUAUUGCUCUAUUCUGGCACUUGAAUAUGAAAAGUAGCUCCUGCCACCUGUUUGGGUCCAAGUCAGGUGCUGUUCAUACAUAUAGUACAGUUGUACAUAUGGCUCAGUUGGUAGAGCAUGGCAGUCUGUUACCACAGAAACCCUUACAUAAAACGUGUGUAUGCAUGGCUGUAAGUCGCUUGGGGAACAAAUCUGCUAAGCGUCGUACAUUAUUGGAAAUAUUACAUACACUUAUGACACCAUACACCGUUGCUCUGAUCUGCAGGAUGUAAAGUGGUUGCGUUUAUUUCAAGAUGCAUUCCGGGAUUAUGUGGCACUGUUGAACCAAAAAUGUAUCCCCGAAAUUAUGUACAAACAUGUUCCCCAUGUCAUCUAAACCGAUCACUUUCAAACUUUAUAGCUAACUGAGGUAUGAUAGUGAUUGUACAAACUGAUUAUCCACAUAUAACAAAACAGAUUAUACAUCCUGCCUAAAAUGGGAGGUCUCGAACAAUAGUUCGUUAUCCACAAAUUUACUGGAAUGCAUCUUGUAGACAAACAAACAAUGUCAGUUUCAACAUCAAUGUUCAUUUGUAAGGUUUGCUAAAAUACUUAAUUUGUUAUUAACAAAAUUAUUUUUAGCAGCAGGUUUUAUUUCGAUUAAUUUAUCCAGAGUUAGCAGCGUUAUUAAGCCUAAAUAAAAUUAUUAAUUUGAAAGGCUAGCAACAAGAUGAAUUUUGAUUGAGUUAUGAAAAAGUCAAAUUUAGCAUAGAUUAUAUUGAGCUGGAGUUAGCCACAGGGUCUUUUCAGCCAGAGUUAGGAGCGGGGCGUAUCUAAUCAGAGUUAGCAUCAAGGCUAAUUUACGUCUGUUUUCCUGUAUUGACUGUCUUCAUGAACAUUGCUGUAACUAUUCAUUACUUUCUCCCUGACUAAAUAUGGAGAGAAACUGUCUUUGUGGUCAGGUUGCUGUGUAUUUGUUGAUCAUUCAGCAGUUGAGAAUUAGUCUACUGCAGCAUAACUUCUAGGUGGUUACAAAUGUAAAAAAUAUUACUUUGAAAGGAUUGAAUGAAGUAUGAAUAAAAGGUAAAUAUACA
Messenger RNA from Esox lucius (northern pike), 5579 nucleotides. RefSeq names its product dynactin 1b (gene dctn1b). Lineage: Eukaryota; Metazoa; Chordata; Actinopteri; Esociformes; Esocidae. Bases 436 to 4290 code for a protein of 1284 amino acids. The transcript has 30 exons. The record is from RefSeq and is a predicted model, not a curated record. Gene Ontology annotation, biological process: establishment of mitotic spindle orientation; nuclear migration. Gene Ontology annotation, cellular component: microtubule associated complex; axon; kinetochore.